Messenger RNA from Spirometra erinaceieuropaei, 2217 nucleotides. Lineage: Eukaryota; Metazoa; Platyhelminthes; Cestoda; Diphyllobothriidea; Diphyllobothriidae. The record is from the annotation of a GenBank genome assembly.
AUGACAAAGCGGUGGAUCACGAGGGUACGUAUUUAAAUACGAUAUAUUCGUCAUUAUUUAUUAUUGGCUAGAUAACUUAAAACACUGGCCCACGAAAUUUGAAACGCUUAAAGUGUAAAAGGAAAACCAGUAUCUAGUAACCUACGACACUUUUAAAGGCGGAAUUUUCGACACAAAUAUGUAAUCUAAAUGGGUUCUUGUCUGCCACAUUAAACACCUUUACACCACUGUAAGUGCACAAUUUGCAAUAAAUGGAAUUAAAACGCGAAUGCAAGUAAAUUAAACAAAACGGACUUAACAAGGAGUUACAAGUACUGCAAAAGCAGUUUCUGAAUCAAAAGACAUUGAGUGACAAUUUUUUCACAAUGUAAAGUAGCGUUUUACAUACAAGUACAUCAGCAGUGGAACCCAUGCAAUGUGGUGCUAGCAGUCAUGCUUAUGCUGACGGUCAAAAAUAUGUAUGAUAAAAGCGUGAGCUGGAUACAUUUGAGCGUCAUUCAGAUCACACAUGUUUGCUACACAUGGCCGUGGAAUUUCCUUAAAAAGUGGCCAAUGAUAGGGUUCUUUAUUUGAAUUUUUUCUUGUGUGAAAUAGCGCCAAAUCAUGUCAUAUGUAUUCUAGCCGCGUCGAUAUCGGUGGAAAAGGAAAUCACAGCUAACGAAGCAAAGGAUCCAGAAAGUAUGCAUUUUUAUCGAAUUUGGGACUUGUCACCAUGUUUCGCUUAUCCAAUAACAUAAAAUACCAGUCUUUGAGUGGGGAAUUUUUUGAUGCAAAAAGGACCCAAGUUCCCAGUAACAUCCGUUCAUUUCUAUUAGUGUAAAUUAUGCAGGCAAUGUAGAAUUCAAAACAGUCUAAUGUCUACUCAUUAACUGCCAUUUUAGAAAGAUACCACAUUAGACAGACACGACCAUUUCAAAAAUGCCAACUAAAGCACCCCUUGACUGAGGGGAACAUAUAUAUCGUCUUAUUUUUGGGAAACCCCAUUAACGGCAUAAUAAAACUAACAUUCAGCAUACCAAGCGCGUUUUUUGUCUUUUUACAUGCCUUGUUAUAUGGUAAAUCAAUGUGUCUAUAGAUUUUCGACCAGCAGACGCUAACUGCUAAAGAAACGAAAACAAAAUCGCGAGUGAAUAAUGAAUGACGCAACAUAUUGACGAAUCAAACUUUAUUUAUAUUGCGCACAGCGUUAUUAGCAUUCGAUCAACCAAUAAGCCUAAUGUCGACUAACCACUUUAUGAAAGACGUGUACAUCUAGUUUUGCUGCAAUUUCCUUCUGUUUGCACUGCAUCUUUCAAAGUCGUGACUUAAACAUAUUAAGCAAUGAAUCUAUGUUCAUACUUACCAUUUCCUCAUUCAAUCAUAUUUUUUAAAAUGUCGAUCAAAAUUAAAGAAUGUUAUUGCUGACAAAGACAAGGACCCGCGGACCAGUGCUUAUAGGCGUGGGCUUCUAACUAACAGGUCGCGAGUUCAAGCUUCAGGUUUUCCACACUUCGGGGUUGAGUACGACUGGCUGACAACGGCUGAUAAGCCAGAAACUGCCAUUCCAGUCUCCCUUGUCUUUGCCGGUAAUACUAUUCUGCCUACGUCUUGCUGCGCUGUACGGCUGCUGGUUGAGCUCGAGAUAGAGCCCAUAAGGCAGAAUCAAAUGAGUGGGCUCCGUAAGAACGAUCGGUGAGAGCCCCUAUGCCACCACAAUCAAAAAUCAGAAACUUGUCAGGGAACAGUUUUAUGGGUUAAGAUGUUUAUGUGUUCUGUUUUUGGUUGUACAAGGGGAUAUUACAAUUAUCGUUUUUCUUACUAAAGGUACUCGAGUCUCUUAACUUAACAAAUACAAUCAUACUUCUUUGACACGUUUAUUCCUUCAAAAUAAACAAGUGUUACCGCGCUGGCGUCACUGAAUUUACUUUCAUGUUUGCGAUUUUAGGUGAUCAGUGCUCGUGCCCAGGUAACGGUGAAAACAUCUUGUUGUGUAACCUGUGUUUUUUUCAAAAAUAACCAAAUGCCUUUUUACGUUUAGCUAGUUCAAUGGAACGCCAGUCUUGUGGUUCAACUGGUAAGUUUCGUUUUUUUGCGUGGCAUAGUUAAUGAAACAAGUCAUAUAAUAAAACCUGUGAAUUUUUAUGUAUUUAGACCGAAUUGGUGAUUCCUGCGGAUGUAAAAUGUAAUCUGGAGAACGGAAUCGCGUACUCAUUUGAAAUGCGCAAGAUAAUGUCUUGA